AUGGGAACAACAGUUCAAUUGUCUAAUAUUUUCCAAACCCUACCAGUUCGGCUUCAAGAGUUUAAACGGAAUAUCAAAAGAGAGUACAACAAAGCAUUGACUAUAUUGCAGGCAUAUUCAAUUAUAUCCACCAAUAUCCGUAUAUCGAUAUUCAACCAUAGUUAUUCCAGACCUAGUAUAAAAGUGAUUUCCACAAGCGGCAACAAGGAAGUUACAGCUAAUAUUUCGAAUAUAUUUGGCACAAAACUGACCUCUCAGAUUAUGCCAUUCAAAAUCAACCUUACUUCCAUUUUCGACAAAGGGGCAGUGGAAGGCUACAUAUCAAAACCCGAAUGGGGGAUUGGAAGAAAUAGUUCAGACAGACAAUAUUUCUAUGUGAAUGGAAGACCGUGUAUGUUACCCAAGAUGGCAAAGACAUUAAACGAGAUUUACCGCACAUACAUUUCAAAUCAGUAUCCAGUUUUGAUUGUCAAUUUCAAAAUACCUACGAACGCCUAUGAUGUAAACGUGAGCCCAGAUAAACGAACUAUCUUCAUCCACGAAGAAAAUAGAAUUGUACAGUGUAUAAUGGAACAGCUUCAAGAACAAUUAGAACCUAGCAGAUCUACUUUUCAAAUGAAUGCGCUUUCACCGUCGAAAAUAACGCUUAAUAUUGAUUCUACUCCAACGAAUAUGCAAGAAACUACCCCAUCCGACAACGUACUGUCAAACCCAGAAGCAUCCUCCUCACCAUCGAACAAUAGAACAUUACCGACGACUCCAUCCAGUAGUUCUGAUUCGGUGAAACCAUUUGCAUUGGAAAAUACAGCUCUACAUAAGGCAUCCUUUAAUUCUUUGAAACGGCCACUGAAUUCACCAACGAAAAAUAUACUUUCAAACUAUGUAUAUAAAAAACCCAGGUUAGAAGUAAACUCUCCAUCCGUUUCGUCACUCGCUAGUGAUAGUUUGCAUGCAGAGCAGCGGAACAUAUCAGUGUCCGUUAAAGCGACGGAUUCACGAGAAUUUGGCUCUUCAGAAAUUACUGCAACAGAUAGCGAAUGCAACAAUUCUGAAAUUGCAACAGCUAUGACAGAACCUGAGAUAAACACUUUAAAGGCAGAAGAAGAUAAUGUCAAAGAGUAUGUUGAAACUGUUGUUCAAAUCAAAUCAUACAGUGGGUUAUGGAAAACCCUAGGCCGUUUACGAACCAUAAAACCUACCAACUUGAACAAUUUUCUCCAGCUUCAUCGUCAACAAUCCCUAAAUGAAGACCGUCAAACUUAUGGCGACGACAACAUUGAUAAGUCUAUGAACACGACUUUAAAAAAUGCAGGCAUCAAAAAUACAGACCAUAACGAAAGAGCCACGAAAGCACUUAGUCGUGUCAUUACCAAGUCAGACUUCGCGGAAAUGAAAAUAUUGGGCCAGUUCAAUUUAGGUUUUAUUUUGACAUCUCUGAAAGAUAAGGAUCUCUAUAUUAUCGAUCAGCACGCAUCGGAUGAGAAGUAUAAUUUUGAGACUUUACAACAAACCACACAAAUUGAGGGACAGAAGUUAAUAAGCCCGCCUGUUUUAGAUCUCACAGUUGCAGAAGAGCAUAUUGUGAUGGAUAAUCUGGAGAUUUUCAAGGCCAAUGGAUUUGAGGUUGAAGUACUAUCAGAGAAUGAACCAACACAACGCAUUUGUGUACUAUCUCAACCUGUCAGUAAAAAUACAAUGUUUGACAAAAAGGAUUUCAGCGAGAUAAUCCAUCUUAUAAAUGAACGUCCAGGGGAAAUGGUUCGUUGUAGCCGUAACAGAGCUAUGUUUGCGUCCAGGGCAUGUCAUAGGGCAACGCGUAUUGGUGAUGUAUUAACUAAACGACAAAUGACAACGGUAAAGUUUUUUUUUACUUCUCCAAUAUAA
Molecule: messenger RNA, 1884 nt
Organism: Mycotypha africana
Lineage: Eukaryota; Fungi; Mucoromycota; Mucoromycetes; Mucorales; Mycotyphaceae
Exons: 4
Coding region: 1-1884 (627 amino acids)
Biological process (GO): mismatch repair
Cellular component (GO): MutLalpha complex
Molecular function (GO): ATP-dependent DNA damage sensor activity; mismatched DNA binding; ATP binding
Source: RefSeq, a predicted model, not a curated record